Molecule: messenger RNA, 774 nt
Organism: Aspergillus tanneri
Lineage: Eukaryota; Fungi; Ascomycota; Eurotiomycetes; Eurotiales; Aspergillaceae
Gene: NSA2
Product: rRNA-processing protein NSA2
Exons: 4
Coding region: 1-774 (257 amino acids)
Biological process (GO): maturation of 5.8S rRNA; maturation of LSU-rRNA
Cellular component (GO): nucleolus; preribosome, large subunit precursor
Source: RefSeq, a predicted model, not a curated record
AUGCCUCAGAACGAAUACGUCGAGCGAUGGCAGAAACUGCAUGGAAAGCGGUUCGACGCCGAAGAGCGGUCCCGAAAACGUCAAGCCCGUGAGGUUCACCGUCAGUCCAAGGAUGCGCAGAACCUCCGGGGUCUGCGCGCCAAGCUGCAUCAGCAGCAGCGUCAUAAGGAGAAGAUCCAGAUGCGGAAGCGCAUCAAGGCCCAAGAGGAACGCAACGUCAAGUCCAACUCGGAAGCCGCCGACCUAUCGUCCGCCGUGCCUCAUUAUCUGCUCGAUCGGUCUGAGGCCACCAAUGCGAAAGCCCUGUCCUCCGCCAUCAAGGAUAAGCGUAAUGAAAAGGCUGCCAAGUUCGCGGUGCCUAUCCCAAAGGUGCGCGGCAUCUCGGAGGAGGAAAUGUUCAAGGUUGUCGAUACGGGCAAGAAGACGCAUAAGAAGUCGUGGAAGCGAAUGAUCACCAAGCCUACCUUUGUGGGUCAAGAUUUCACCCGACAGAAUGUGAAAUAUGAACGGUUUAUUCGGCCCAUGGGUUUGCGUUAUAAGAAGGUCAAUGUCACUCAUCCCAAGUUGGGCGUGACGGUUCAAUGUCCCAUCCUUAGUGUGCAGAAGAACCCUAAUAACCCUCUGUACACCCGUCUUGGGGUGUUGAGUCGUGGUACCAUUAUCGAAGUCAACGUCAGUGAUUUGGGAAUGGUCACGACCUCGGGAAAGGUGGUUUGGGGAAAAUGGGCCCAGGUGACCAAUAACCCCGAGAACGACGGUUGUGUAAAUGCGUAG